Colletotrichum siamense is the source of this 1068-nucleotide messenger RNA. It is a transcript of the gene CDH-1-5, whose product is annotated as Cellobiose dehydrogenase. The record is from RefSeq and is a predicted model, not a curated record. Gene Ontology annotation, molecular function: oxidoreductase activity, acting on CH-OH group of donors. The transcript has 3 exons. Lineage: Eukaryota; Fungi; Ascomycota; Sordariomycetes; Glomerellales; Glomerellaceae. Bases 1 to 1068 code for a protein of 355 amino acids.
AUGGCUCGCCGUGUCAUCCGCGAUCGAGGUCGGAUCACAGGGGUUGAGAUCGAGUCUCGUGGUGACGGAGGCCGAUGCGGCAUCGUGAACGUAACGGAGUCAACUGGCCGAGUGGUGAUCUCAGGCGGCUACUAUGGCACACCGAAGCUGCUGUUCCGAAGCGGCGGCAUCGGACCAGAGGAUCAGCUCCGCAUUGUCCAGCAGAGCACCGAUGGCCCCGACUUCAUCGAAGAAACCCAGUGGAUCAAGCUACCAAUCACUCACAAAGACGUCAACUAUUAUGACUUUCAGAUUGGUGCAUGGGAGAGUCCAAUCCAAGCUGAUGUGGAUGCCUACUUGAAGAAUCGGACUAGGAUGCUUACCAUGACGGCGCCAAAUGAUAGACCUAUCAUGUGGGAAGUCGUUGAUGGACCGGAUGGACCACGUCAGUUUCAGUAUACAGCGCGAGUGGCCGGAGCGACCAAGAAUUCGAUGACAAUCUCGCAGUUCCUUGGCAGAGGCGGCACAUCUGUCGGUGCCGUGACGAUUAACCCAAAUCUCACGAUGUCAAUUUCUACUCUUCCAUACCAGCAAACAAAGGAGGAUAAAGCGGCCAUCAUUGCUAGUAUCAAAAGUCUGAUGAAGGCCCUGUCAACUGAUCCUGACAUCGUGUUCACACAUCCGCCAGCAAAUAUGACUGUGGAACAAUACAUAGAAGAGAUGCCUGUCAAUCUCCAGAGACGGCGUGGGCUUCAUUAUCUCGGUACCGCAAAGAUGGGAAUCGACAGCGGUCUUGAAGGUGGCACGUCCGUCGUCGACACUCACACGCGCGUCUAUGGUACAGAAAAUCUGUUCAUCGUCGAUGCUUCGAUUAUGCCUGGAAUGGUCACAACCAAUCCGUCUGGACCGAUCAUGACUGUUGCGGAAAGGGCAGCUCAGCGCAUUCUAGAGCUGCAAGGGAGCAUCUUGUCUGGUGGUGUUGCGGAUGUUUCAAAAGGGGCACAGAAGAGUCUGGCGAACCAACCGUUGUACAACAUCCCUCUACUUACUUGCGCGCUAAGUAUUGUCAUUUUACGGGUGGGAUUCUAA